AUGAUUUUACUAGAUUACCACAACGUCAUUAUUAAAAACACUUUAGAGUCAAGACUCAAAAAUGAAAAGUUUGACCCCAUUGACAUGACGGUUGCUGACUUUGAUGGCGUCACAUACCACAUUUCAACACCUGAAACCAAGACAGUCGUUCAUAUCUCGCUCGCCUGGGCUUGUUCUCGUGAAUUAUUUUCAUAUGGUGCCAAGGAUAUCUUGAAACGCGAGUAUGGAGAUUACCUCUUGGAUACACCCGAACAAGGCUUUGAUAUCACGCUUGCUCUUGAUUUAGAAAAGAUGGUUUCUGCAGAACAAGAUGCCAGAGAUGAACUCAUUCGAAAAGUCAGUCUGUUAAAACGCAACCUGUUAGCUGCACCUUUUGAAAGAGCGUUUGCUGAGCAAGAACAGUGCGAAAAGGAAGGAAAGACGGAAUGCAACUCAGAAUUGAUGACAGUUCAUUAUCGUGAAGAGGAAGCAAUCUAUGUAAAGUCCAAUUUUGACCGUAUUACUGUCAUCUUUAGCACAACCUUUAAAGAUGAAACAGAUAAAAUCUUUGGCAAAGUGUUCCUACAAGAAUUUGUGGAUGCACGUCGACGAGUACCUGUUUUACAGAAUGCACCUCAAGUGCUUUAUUCUAUUCGUGAACCACCUAUGGAACUUCGUCAUUUGAAUUUGAAAGAUAGUGAUGAUAUCAGCUAUGUUACCUUUGUCCUCUUCCCUAACCAUUUUACCGCGGGUGAUGUUCGUGAAGAGACUAUCUCACGUAUUCAAAUCUUCCGUGACUAUCUUCAUUAUCACAUCAAGUGUUCCAAAGCCUAUAUGCAUACACGUAUGAGAGCUCGUGUUCGUGACUUUUUGAAAGUAUUGAACCGAGCUAAACCUCAGGUGAUGAAUGCAGAAAAGAAGACAGCCAGUGGAAGAACCUUCCGUCGAUCCUAA
Messenger RNA from Rhizopus microsporus ATCC 52813, 933 nucleotides. Its product is annotated as putative ARC35-subunit of the Arp2/3 complex. NCBI's taxonomy places the organism in Eukaryota, Fungi, Mucoromycota, Mucoromycetes, Mucorales, Rhizopodaceae. Gene Ontology annotation, cellular component: actin cytoskeleton; Arp2/3 protein complex. Bases 1 to 933 code for a protein of 310 amino acids. The transcript has 6 exons. The record is from RefSeq and is a predicted model, not a curated record. Gene Ontology annotation, biological process: actin filament polymerization; Arp2/3 complex-mediated actin nucleation. Gene Ontology annotation, molecular function: structural constituent of cytoskeleton; actin filament binding.